Aspergillus melleus is the source of this 423-nucleotide messenger RNA. RefSeq lists its product as uncharacterized. The record is from RefSeq and is a predicted model, not a curated record. The transcript has a single exon. NCBI's taxonomy places the organism in Eukaryota, Fungi, Ascomycota, Eurotiomycetes, Eurotiales, Aspergillaceae. The coding region runs from base 1 to 423 and encodes 140 amino acids.
AUGCAGCUCACUUCCAUCCUCACCGUUGCCCUCUCCGCCGCCGGUCUCGCCUCGGCUGGUCCUCUCCGUCGUGCUCAGAGCCCAGCUCUCACCUGGCAGGUGUCUAACUUCACCUCGACCUGCGCCCAGCAAGAGUGUGUCUACAACUUCAACAUCCACGGCGUCCAGACCGAGAACACCCCCGGCUUCACCACCACCUGCUCGUCGUCGGGCCAGAAGACCGGAAGUGACUACAUUGCCUGUGCCAACGGCAACAUCACGGCCCUUGUGACCCCCGAGUCUCACUCUCGCCGCACCGUGCAGGCCGAGCACUCCUGGCGCCAGGGUCUUACUGCUUCCUUCCACGCCCAGGGCGAGACCAAUGUCACCGCGUCCGCCUCGAACUUCACCAUCCCGGUGACUCGCGUGUUCGGCUCUGCUUAA